Messenger RNA from Diceros bicornis minor, 2529 nucleotides. RefSeq names its product DNA replication fork stabilization factor DONSON (gene DONSON). NCBI's taxonomy places the organism in Eukaryota, Metazoa, Chordata, Mammalia, Perissodactyla, Rhinocerotidae. Gene Ontology annotation, biological process: nuclear DNA replication. The record is from RefSeq and is a predicted model, not a curated record. The coding region runs from base 42 to 1721 and encodes 559 amino acids. Gene Ontology annotation, cellular component: nucleus. The transcript is spliced from 10 exons.
GGCGGGGCGGCCUGGCGGCGCGUCCUACUGCGCCGCGCGUCAUGGCUCUGUCGGUGCCCGGUUACUCGCCCAGCUUCAAAAAGCCGCCCGAGACGUUGCGGCUGCGGCGGAAGAGAGCUCGGAGCCUGAGGGCCCCUCCCCUGCCCGGGGAGCGGCCCGAGCCGGCGCCCCGCCGCGCCGCCCUGGCGGCCGGGUUGCUCCUCCGCCCCUUCCCGGCGGCGGGCAGAGGCGGCGGCCCGGCCGCAGCCCCGAGGAACCCCUUCGCCCGCCUGGACAACCGGCCACGGGCCGCCGCCGAGCCCCCCGACGGGCCACCCCGCGGCCAGGAGGAGGCGCCGGGCCCGUUUUUAGAUGCUAAUCAAGAAAAUGAUUUGCUGCCGGAAGAGAAGUUUCCUGAAAGAACAGCAGAUACUGAAUUACUUCAGGCUCCGCACAUAUCAUUCUCCGAAUCUGAUAUUCCAUCCUCAGAUAGUACUGAGUUACCCGUGGACUGGAGUAUUAAAACUCGACUCCUUUUCACCUCGUCUCAACCCUUCACCUGGGCAGAUCACUUGAAAGCACAGGAAGAAGCUCAAGGUGUCGUCCAGCAUUGUAGGGCAACAGAAGUUACUUUGCCUCAAAGUAUACAGGAUCCCAAACUCUCCACUGAGCUCCGUUGUGCCUUUCAACAGAGCCUUAUCUAUUGGCUCCACCCUGCCUUUCCUUGGCUACCACUGUUCCCUCGUAUUGGAGCUGAUAGAAAAAUGGCUGGAAAGGCAAGCCCUUGGUCAAAUGAUGAAACCCUACAACACAUUUUAAUGAGUGACUGGUCUGUGAGCUUCACUUCUCUAUAUAAUCUGCUGAAGACAAAACUUUGCCCCUAUUUUUAUGUUUGUACCUAUCAGUUUACUGUCCUGUUCCGUGCAGCAGGAUUAGCAGGAAAUGAUGUAAUCACAGCUCUCAUAUCUCCUACAACUAGAGGUUUAAGAGAAGCUAUGAAAAAUGAAGGUAUUGAAUUUUCUCUGCCUUUAAUAAAAGAAAAUGGCCAUGAGAAGAAAGCAUCUGCAACAACCUUGGGACAUGAGGAGGAGCAAGCAGUCAGUGAUGAGGAUGAAGAAGAAAGUUUCUCCUGGCUAGAAGAGAUGGGUGUGCAAGAUAAAAUUAAAAAACCAGAUAUACUCUCCAUCAAGCUGCGUAAAGAGAAACAUGAAGUACAAAUGGACCACAGACCUGAGUCUGUUGUGUUGGUGAAAGGAAUGAACACCUUUACAUUGCUAAAUUUUUUGAUUAACUGUAAGAGUUUAAUUGCUACCUCAGGUCCACAGGCAGGACUUCCACCAACCCUCUUAUCCCCUAUAGCUUUCCGAGGUGCCACAAUGCAAAUGCUUAAGGCACGAAGUGUAAAUGUGAAAACACAAGCUCUUUCUGGAUACAAAGAUCAAUUUAGUUUGGAGAUUACAGGUCCUAUCAUGCCUCAUUCUCUACAUUCUGUGACUAUGCUACUCAAAUCUUCACAGAGUGGGUCGUUUUCUGCAGGACUGUAUACACAUGAGCCAACUGCUGUAUUUAAUAUCUGGCUGCCAGGAAAGAAAGUACAGGAUAAGGAAACUGUUCAUGAGGAGCUUGCUAACUGUGGGUUGCACCCUAAGACUCUGGACCAACUUAGUCAAACAGCAAUGCUGGGGAAAUCAUCUUUACGGCAUGUGAAAAUGAGUGACUACAUUUAUAAUUGGAGGUCCUGAACACCAAAGUAAGCCUAAAAGGAAACUAUGAGGAAAAAAGCCCUUCUAGCAAGGAAAUUGAAGAUUCUUAAACCUUUGACUUUAAAGUUCAUUUUGGAAGUUAAAAGAAAGGAAUUUUUAAAAAUUCAAAUGUUUAUAAACAUUAACCUUUUACAUUUAACUUUUACUACAUGUGCUAAGCAGUAGGAUUAAGGUUUUAAAUCAUUUUGUUUUUACUAUUUUGAUUAUAUUCAGGUAUGGACAUAACUGAAACUUUUUAAAAACCUCAAAUAACUUGAAUGAGAAUUCUAGCUCCCUACAACCUAAUUAUAAACUGAGUAGAAAACUCAAUGUCAUUGUUUCUUGCAAAUAGGAAAUUGAGGCUAACUUAAUAUCAAUUAUCUCACCUUGGGAAUGGGAAAUUGAGGCUAACUUAGUAUUAAUUAUCUCAUGGCAUUGUGACUAAUGGCAUCAGGGCAAAACUAUUAAACAAUUUACCUAGGAUUAUUAGCAGGUUCUAGUUUCAUAAAGGUAGAAAACAAAUGUAGACAAUAUCUACUGAGCUGACCACUGAUGCUUCCUCCUUAGCUGUUUUUCCUGAUUUACAAAUCCUCUUUUCUCAAAUAUAUGAAAUCUGUUUUUUUAAUGCAUGUUUAUUCAGAUAAGGGCAUUUUGUAUUACAUACAGAAUAGUGUUAAGAGUUGUAAAGUAUGCUCAGCUGUCACAGCAAAGAAGUAUUUUAUCUUGUAGGUAUUUGUGUGUGUAUGUGUAUAUAUAUAAUUCAAAUUUUCUUAAAUAAAAGUGCUUAGAAAUCAAAAGCAUUGGGUAA